Caretta caretta (loggerhead turtle) is the source of this 529-nucleotide messenger RNA. The record is from RefSeq and is a predicted model, not a curated record. Lineage: Eukaryota; Metazoa; Chordata; Testudines; Cheloniidae.
AUGGCGCAUCUCAGGCCGUCAGCGGGGGGGAGCCUGCAGCAGGUUCUCACCUCGGCAGCCUCUGUACAGAGUUAUUUUGUAUUUCCCGCCCCCAUCUGGGCCACAGAGCGACUGUCGGAGCCGGAGAUCAGGGUCCAUCCUGUGAUGAUUGGGAACGGCACUUGCAACGUGACCUUCACCUGCAGCGCCGGGGAGAGGGCCAGGCACCUCAAUUACACCUGGACACGCCCAGCAGGAGGCGCCAUUCUCUCCACCGAGGAAUCCCUGCUGCUCCAGCACAGACUGGGGGACGAGGACUCGCCCAUCACCUGCACGGCCACAAACCCCGUCAGUAACAGCUCGGCCAGCGCCUCCCCCAAGGUGGCCUGUGAAGGUGACGCUCGCUCCAUCCCCCCCCUCGAGCGCACGCAGCAGGGAACAGCCCUUGCGGGCCUGGCUCGUACACACCCCCUGCUGCUCUGGCUGGGUUCUGGGGCACAGUGAGCACCACUAGUGGGCUCGCAGGCUUUUUAAGGGAACUACUCCCCAA